GAUGAUGAUGAUGAUUUACUCUAAACCUUGUCGAUCCACUUUGACAUUCAUGAUCGCCGGUUUGAGUCUUGACGAUCUUUCAAUAUCUCCUCUAACUUCCCUUCAAACUUCAAAUGGUGAAGCUGCUACAUCUUGCUAGCUAACUUCCCAAACAUCUUCUGAAAAGCUGCUGCCUCUGUGGCUAACAAGCUGAAAUCUUCUUCUUCAAUCGGUGAUACCACUGCAUCUUUGGCUAGUUGGCAUCCCAUCUUCUUCGGCUUCUUCUUCUUCUUCUUUUUCUUCUUUUUCUUUUUCUUCUUCUUCUUCAACUCCUCGACCCCCAACUCAGCUUUGUAGCUUGAGUU
This is a messenger RNA of Linum tenue, 344 nucleotides long. NCBI's taxonomy places the organism in Eukaryota, Viridiplantae, Streptophyta, Magnoliopsida, Malpighiales, Linaceae. The record is from the annotation of a GenBank genome assembly.